This is a messenger RNA of Penicillium subrubescens, 2253 nucleotides long. RefSeq names its product putative serine/threonine protein kinase. The record is from RefSeq and is a predicted model, not a curated record. The transcript has 4 exons. The coding region runs from base 1 to 1950 and encodes 649 amino acids. Gene Ontology annotation, biological process: intracellular signal transduction; peptidyl-serine phosphorylation. Gene Ontology annotation, molecular function: ATP binding; protein serine/threonine kinase activity. NCBI's taxonomy places the organism in Eukaryota, Fungi, Ascomycota, Eurotiomycetes, Eurotiales, Aspergillaceae. Gene Ontology annotation, cellular component: spindle pole body.
AUGGCUGUCGAUGUCGCAUCCGACGCCGACCGUCUUGGUCUGCGACUGCCCAAUCCUCCGCCACUACUGCACACCCGCGGCGAGGCCUUCGACCGCCCCUCCACCCCCGCCGAGAAUGGCUUCACCAGGGAGCCCAAGCAAAUCAAGAGCACCCCCGGAUCUCUCGAUCUGCCAAAUGUCUUUGACAAAGCGCUGAAGCUGACACCGACUCUGCCCGCCAAAUCUACCCACAACCACUUCAACCAUCCCAUGUUUACCUCCGACAAGAGUAACAUUGAGGACUUUAACGAGAGCGUCAUUCACCAGCGAGCGUCAAGUCCUGCGCGCAGCAAGGCAAAUAAAGAGAAUACACCCCCGACAAGCACGCGUCUGCCCAAGGAUCUGGGAUCGAAGCCGACGGCGGCUGCAAUCUCGCGCCAUGAGCCAUAUCAGCAGCGUGACACGGACACGUCCAAGCGCCAAGUCCAGCUGCGCGGGCUGACUCCAGAGGAGAUGGAGAAGCUGCAACAGCCCCGUGUCAAGCGCUUGGUCAACGUCACUCAACUCUACUUCCUCGACCACUACUUUGACCUCCUCAGCUACGUUCACAAUCGCCAAACCCGACACACACAAUUCAAGUCCGCAUACCCCGAGCCCCCCGCAACGCCCGACGAGGAAUACGAGCCAGCACUGUUGAAAUACCUGGGUCGCGAGCGAGCACACCUGCGCAAGCGCCGUACCCGCCUGCGCCAACAUGAUUUCCAGAUCUUGACACAGGUCGGCCAGGGUGGUUAUGGACAGGUGUACCUGGCACAAAAGAAGGACACGCGCGAGGUCUGCGCGCUCAAGGUCAUGAGCAAGCGGCUACUGUUCAAGCUGGAUGAGAUUCGACACAUUCUCACGGAGCGUGACAUUUUGACCGCCGCUAAGAGCGAGUGGCUCGUGCGACUGCUCUAUGCCUUCCAGGAUGACGAUCAGAUUUAUUUGGCGAUGGAGUACGUGCCCGGCGGUGAUUUCCGCACGCUUCUCAAUAAUACGGGUGUAUUGCACAAUCGGCAUGCGCGGUUCUACAUCGCGGAGAUGUUUAGCUGUAUCGAUGCGCUGCAUAUACUUGGUUACAUCCAUCGCGAUCUCAAGCCUGAGAAUUUCUUGAUCGACUCGACUGGUCACGUCAAGUUGACUGAUUUUGGCCUGGCAGCUGGUAUGCUGAGCCCUGGCAAGAUCGAGUCGAUGCGCGUCAAGCUCGAGGAGGUCGGUAAUACCCCUGUUCCCUUCGGCCGCCCCAUGGAACAGCGUACCAUGGCCGAACGUCGCCAAGGCUACCGCUCUUUGCGCGAGCGCGAAGUCAACUAUGCCAAGUCCAUCGUUGGUUCUCCCGACUACAUGGCUCCAGAAGUUCUCAAGGGUGAGGAAUACGAUUUCACCGUCGAUUACUGGAGUCUGGGAUGCAUGCUCUUUGAGGCACUGGCCGGGUACCCGCCAUUCGCAGGUGCCACCGUUGACGAGACAUGGCAGAACCUGAAGCGCUGGCAAAAGGUCCUGCGGAAGCCAGUAUACGAAGAUCCGAAUUACUUCCUUUCGCGACGAACAUGGGAUUUGAUCACGACGCUGGUAGCGGCCAAGGAGACCCGGUUCAAGAAUAUCCAGGAGAUCCAUGCCCACGAGUACUUUGCCGAAGUCGACUUUACACGAUUGCGGGAGCAGCGGGCACCGUUUGUGCCCGAAUUGGACUCGGAGACGGAUGCGGGAUACUUUGAUGACUUUAGCAAUGAGGCGGAUAUGGCCAAGUACAAGGAGGUGCAUGAUAAGCAGCGUGCGCUGGAGGAGAUGGCCGAGCGCGAUGAGAAGAUGAAUAAGGGGUUGUUUGUUGGAUUUACCUUCCGACACCGUAAACCAGCCGUUGACAGUGCCGGGCGAACCUCGCCUCGCAAGCCAAUCGCCACGGAUGGUUCUUUCGGAACAAUGUUCUAGUUUUGCUCUGGGGUUGUUCACUUUUUAUUCCCCUGUCUAGCGCGUUCUACCCUACCUUUUCUCUUCUUCGUCACGCUGCAUUGUCUCCCUCCACCGAGCUGGAUCUUGGUCUGAGUUUGUGAUUCAGGUGAUAUGUCUGUUGUAUGAGUUUAAUGGCGUGUUAUUUCUUCUUCUUGUCAAGUCUGUUUGACUCGUCUUUUUCUGGUCGAUGAUUGCCAAUUGCAAUCGAGCCACCCAAAGCGAUAUGUCUUUUACUACUCUACUGUUUUUAUUCUUGUUGUGUUUUAUUUUAUGGGAUGCAAU